AUGGCCCCCCAUAACUCUUAUCUCGUCUACAAACGAGACACAAAACACCUGCUCUAUUGGAUGGCUCACGCAUCGAAUUCAAUUAUCAAGACUCUUCCAAUCGACUCUGAAGGUGAAUCUUUAUCCCGACCUGCUCUCAAUACAACCGGUCAAACUACUGUUGCUGGCCUAUUGGCCAUGGCGGAGCUGAUCGGAAACCACAUCAACCCUGUUCCGUCUGCUAUUCUCCAGCUACUGCAGUCCGUCAUCUCUGCGAGAUCGGCUCAUUAUGCUGAAUUCCAGCAAUUCGCUGAAGCGAAGCCCAGUCCCGAGAUUGAAAGGAGCAACGCCAGUCAUAAAUAUUUCAUUGACGCUCUUACCACGGCCUUCAAAGCCCUAGGCGGAGACGCCUGGGUGUCGAGAGAGGAGGCGGGGCAUGACUCGGACGAAAUCGAUAUUGAAGAUACCAUCUUGAAUAACAAGUUUUCUGCCCUCAAGGUCGACACAGACGAAGGCGAUGGUUCCUCUGAUGAAGCAUCCGACAAUGCAACCGCCCUCUCAACUGUCCCACAGAGAAGAACCAAGCGCAAGCCUGGCAAGGGAAAGAAGGGAAAGAAGGGAAGCAAGACCAAGGCAAAAAAGAAGCAGAAAGAUACCCCAGCCAAGCUACAGAAUUUGGAAGAAGUGCCUCUAGAGAGCUACCGCAUCAUCCAAGACGAAGAUGGUAUAAUGACCGAGUAUCUGAUGGCUGCGUACUCCAUCGCCAAGGAAUGGGGCGACUUGCGGAACUAUCUCCAAACUAUCUGGCACGAUGUCGCCUACCAGGGAUUUAACAGCGCUGUUGCCGGAACCUUGUCAAACCUUGCCAUUGGCAUGGUUAAAAAGUCGGAGACGGCCAUUUUCCUCGAUUUCCCAGGUCACGAUUCCUACGAGACCUUGAUGCAGACCAUAACACGAGGAAACAUCGAAAAGGUCGCAAAUAACUUCACGGUAGCUCUCCACGUGGAGGGACCGACUGGUGUGCCUGAGAAACUGCAGGAAACCAGCAUAGACGUCAAGGAACAUGUUUUGAUCAACGCUUACGAUGAUCUCAUUGCUUUCAUCACAGACUAUCAAAAGACCAGAAGCGGAAAACCAACCAAAGCCAUGCUAGCCGAAAUCGGUAACUGGGACCCGAGGUUCAAUGUGCAGCGUGCCACUCGAGAGCAGAGGUUGAAAUGGCGCCGGUCCUACACAAUAAACUGGCUUUACGAUUUGGUCAACGUAUUUUCAAGUGUUGUCAUACAACGUAUCCGCGUAAAAGGAGAGCGCCAUGUUCUAGAAAAUGUCGACUGGUCAACUCACGGUCCCUGGAGGCAGCACCGUAUGAUUUUCGGAAUCAACGAAUUCGCUUCUUUCGUUACGACACUGGCAAUGCAAAAGCCCGGCACAGACAUUCGUCAAAAGAUUCUCCCCCAUCAUGUCUUCCAUCUUCAGUGUAUCGUUGAUGCGUUUACAGUAUCGCGUGGCUGGUCAUUCAAUCUCCUAAGGGGUCAUGUUUUGGAACAACCAGCAAGGGAAUUUCGACCAAGAAGAGACGUCGACGAGUUCCUAGAUCGAAACAACAACAAAGAAUUCGGAUAUUUGCAAGCUGUGGAUAUUCUCAAACAGUUGCUUGAGGAGGACGCUUGCCUCAAUGGAGAACCUACGCGUCACAAUGCUCUCUGGGGUGUCCUCGAGGCUAUUCAGUUCGAUUUCAUCAACUGGCUUGGGGAGAGUAAAUACAUGUAUGGCUUGAACAUGAUUCCUCCUUCCCGGUUUUCAAAUUCUGACGCCAACGGUUUAUGGGAAUACUCGCCUUUUCUUUGCGGUGUCGGCCUUAUGGAGGGAUUGGAGUUGAGUUACCGCGCAGCAAUGUUCCUGUGGGAAGCCUUACCUGAGCCCACCAUGCUGAUUCACCUCCACAACAUGCUCGUCCAAAAAGGAUAUAUAGCCGAGCCCGUGGGACUGUAUGCCAGCUUGCAGGAGGUCUUAUCCAGAGGCUUUUUUGUGGACAGUGAAGCCCCAACAUCCAACUUCCACACUGCACUAUCCGACAGAAUACGAAAUGCCAAAUUCAGUUCACGAAGCACUCGUUUUGAUGCCCCGGCAUCAGCACAUCGAGAGCCCGGUGUCCAUUCAAUGCUGGAUGUUCAAGCAAAUGAUAACUUCAAAAAGAAGUCAAACUUGCUGUUAUACCGCGAUGCCGGUUGGGAUCUAGAUCGUAUACCUGAUUUUGAUUUAGACCCCUUCUCGGUUCUUGGACUCAUACGUAUCAGCCAAACAAAGCGUGUUACUGACCCUGCGACCGGCAUAAAGCGGCUUCAAAAUACCGACUUGGUUCGUCGGCUGAGGGAUCGGGGAGUUUCUGAGGAAGAGAUCAUCUUGAUGACGAACCAGCUUGUAGCGAUGAAGCAAGCGGACCACGGCCAACUCGCAAAAGCACAGGCUGCAACCAAGGCUCAGUUUGAAAAGGAUGGGUAUAAUAUCUUUUCUAAUGAGAGUUUCAGGCGCAGGAAUGGCAAAGUACAAGAUACGGGAAUCCAUUUGACAGGGAGCGACAUACUGGGAUGCGUUAAGGCGGACAUCCACAACGAUGUAUGUGGUGAUGUCCCAAUUUCCGGUGUCAACUACAUCUCUAUUACCAUGCGGUUCUUUAUGCAAUUCAUGCAGUUUGAGCAACAACUGACGCUUUUGCGCAAUCCGUUGUACGUACGUGUAUACGAGAAGGAGCGACAAUGGAGUAGAGCGAAAAGGAUGGGACUCGUCACGUUGGCUUUGAUUGAACAGGAUGAGGAAUGCCUGCAGGUGAUGGCCGAGGAAUUUCAGCAUCCCAGAUGCGGGUUCAUGAACUUUGUAUACUGGGAUAAGUUGGUGCCUGUGUCGGAGAUGCUAAAGAAGAGGUCGAAACUUUCGGAGGAUCCGACUAAUGUUGGAUGCUCCGUCAUGUGA
Messenger RNA from Colletotrichum truncatum, 2949 nucleotides. RefSeq lists its product as uncharacterized. The record is from RefSeq and is a predicted model, not a curated record. Lineage: Eukaryota; Fungi; Ascomycota; Sordariomycetes; Glomerellales; Glomerellaceae.